This is a messenger RNA of Syngnathus typhle (broad-nosed pipefish), 1553 nucleotides long. It is a transcript of the gene degs1, whose product is annotated as delta(4)-desaturase, sphingolipid 1. Lineage: Eukaryota; Metazoa; Chordata; Actinopteri; Syngnathiformes; Syngnathidae. Gene Ontology annotation, molecular function: sphingolipid delta-4 desaturase activity. The coding region runs from base 119 to 1090 and encodes 323 amino acids. Gene Ontology annotation, biological process: ceramide biosynthetic process. The record is from RefSeq and is a predicted model, not a curated record. Gene Ontology annotation, cellular component: membrane. The transcript has 3 exons.
CGAGUACGUCAUACGGGCGGGGUGCAGCUGCAGCGGUGGCGAAGUGCAAAGCAGAAGGACCACCAUUUUAUAACGUCGUAGAUUUUCAACCCGUGAAACUCGUUUAAGCUGUUUCGAGAUGGGAAAUCGGGUCACUCGUGAGGACUACGAAUGGGUUUAUACUGACCAGCCACACGCUGACAGGAGGAAAGAGAUCCUUGCGAAAUAUCCACAGAUCAAGUCUCUGAUGGGUCCUGACCUCCGGCUAAAAUGGAUCGUGUGCAUGAUGGUGGCCAUACAAUUUUUAGCUUUUUAUUUGAUCAAAGAAUUGGACUGGAAAUGGGUUUUGUUUUGGACUUAUGCCUUCGGGAGCUGUAUCAACCAUUCAAUGACUCUGGCUAUCCACGAGAUCUCCCACAAUACGGCUUUCGGAAACAACAAAGCCAUUUGGAACCGAUACUUUGCCAUGUUUGCCAACCUCCCUAUCGGCUUGCCGUACUCUGCCUCUUUCAAACGCUAUCACUUGGACCAUCACCGCUACCUCGGCGGAGACGGUGUCGACGUAGACAUCCCGACUGAAUUUGAAGGCUGGUUUUUCUGUACACGUUUCCGCAAGUUUGUCUGGAUUAUUCUGCAGCCACUUUUCUACGCCAUUCGACCUCUUUGCAUCAACCCCAAACCCAUCACGCAAUUGGAGCUGACCAAUGUUUUUGUUCAGCUGGCCUUUGACAUUGUGCUUUUCUGGGUGUGGGGAGUCAAGCCGGUGGUGUACAUGCUGGCUGGCUCUUUGCUGGGUAUGGGUCUUCACCCAAUCUCUGGUCAUUUUAUAGCCGAGCACUACAUGUUCCUCAAGGGCCACGAAACCUAUUCUUACUACGGCUCCCUCAAUCUGCUGACCUUCAAUGUAGGGUAUCACAAUGAGCACCACGACUUCCCCAGCAUCCCAGGACGUAGGCUACCUAUGGUGAAGAAAAUAGCAGCAGAAUAUUAUGAUGGUCUUCCCCAGUACACAUCGUGGGUUAAGGUCCUGUAUGACUUCAUCAUGGAUGACACAUUAAGCCCAUACUCACGAGUAAAAAGGAAGCUCAAAGGAGAUAUGAAACUGGAGUAAUUUCAAUGAGCGCUUCUGUGAAGAAGAAAAACCAAGACAAUUUAUGUUUUGGAUAUCGUCCUGGGUCGUCCCCGGGGUCUCCUACCGGAUUGUUAACUUUCAAUGUGUCUUAUUAAUUGUGUCUUAUUUUUAAUUCAUGAGAAAUUAGCUAUGAAACAACUUACCAUGCUUUUACGAUGUGUAGGACAAAUACUUUCCUGAAAUAAGUUGCAGUAAACCUUUUGAUCAACUAACGACCUGUCAUUGUGAAUUUUUAACAUUUUGUAUGGAUUCUGCAACCUUUUUGUCCAUGUAUUAACACUUGCAAGCAGUUUGAGCUACAUUUUUCUGCAAAUUUCUUUAUGUAUCAAAUGCAAGAACGACAGGAAAUGACCACAUUUAUCAUUAAAUGGCAGCCAUCUUGGUUCUACAAUUGUCUGCUUCAUUCAAAUGUUUUCAAUAAAGGUAAUAUCAAAAAUGUAAA